AUGAUUACUUCAACUUUUACAGGCAACAAAAGAGCAGCAGAGCAGAGCUGCCUAGCUCUCCUCCAUUCUUGCAAUAGCAUCUCAAAACUGAUCCAAGUCCAUACCCACAUUCUCAAAUUGGGUCUCCAUAACAACCCAUUUGUUCUUACCAAGUUUACUUCCACAUCCUCCCAUCUAAACGUUAUAGAUUACGCUUCCUCCUUUGUAUUUUCACCCGAAUACGAUACCCGUAUUUAUGAUGCAUUCCUAUUUAACACUGUAAUAAGAGCUUAUGCUCAAACUAACAAUUUAAAGGCUAAAGCAAUUGAAUUUUACAAGCUUAUGCUUGAAUUUGGAGUUUUUCCCAAUAAAUUCACGUACCCAUUUGUUCUUAAGGCCUGUGCUGGUAUUGAGGACCUGAAUUUUGGCAAGUCUAUACAUGGGUCGGUGUUCAAAUUCCAUUUUGGUGAUGAUAUCCAUGUACAGAAUACUUUGGUUCACAUGUAUGGUUGUUGUAAAGGAGGGAUUGAGUUUGCUCGUAAGGUAUUUGAUGAAAUGUCAAAGUCUGACUCCGUUUCGUGGAGCGCGAUGAUUGGUGGGUACGCGCGUUUGGGUUUGUCUACUGAGGCCAUAGGUUUGUUCAGGAAGAUGCAGAUUUGUGGUGUUUGUCCAGAUGAGAUUACUAUGGUUUCGGUUUUGUCUGCGUGUACGGACUUGGGAGCAUUUGAGGUUGGUAAGUGGAUUGAAUCUUUUAUUGAGAAAAGGAGGGUUAAAAAAUGUAUGGAGUUAUGUAACGCCCUUAUUGAUAUGUUUGCUAAAUGUGGUGAUGUUGAUAAAGCUUUGAAGUUGUUUAGAAACAUGAAUGAGAGAACUAUUGUUUCAUGGACUUCUGUGAUUGUUGGUUUGGCAAUGCACGGUCGUGGUUUGGAAGCUGUGGCUUUGUUUGAGGAGAUGAUAGAAGCUGGAGUCGCUCCUGAUGAGGUCGCCUUUAUUGGAUUGCUCUCUGCUUGUAGUCAUUCCGGAUUAGUUGACAAAGGCAGAAAAUAUUUUGAUUUAAUGAGAAAAGAUUUUGGCAUUAUACCUAAAAUUGAACACUACGGAUGCAUGGUAGAUAUAUUAUGCAGGGCUGGAUUAGUUCAAGAGGCAUUUGAGUUUGUUCAAAAGAUGCCCAUUGAACCAAACCCAAUUGUUUGUCGAACCUUGAUUAGUGCUUGUUCUGCCCGUGGUGAACUCAAGCUUGGGGAGAGUAUCACCAAACGGCUAAUUGGAAAUGAACCUAUGCACGAGUCUAAUUAUGUACUUCUUUCCAACAUAUACGCGAAAAUGCUCCAUUGGGAGAAGAAAACCAAUAUUAGGGAGGUGAUGGACAGAAUGGGGAUGAGCAAGAUCCCUGGGAGCACUAUGAUUGAGCUGAAUAACGAAAUUUAUGAAUUUGUUGCCGGGGAUAAAUCGCAUGAUCAAUACAGAGAAAUAUAUGAGAUGUUGGAUGAAAUGGGUAGAGAGAUGAAGGCGGCUGGAUAUGUUCCUUAUACAUCGGAGGUGUUACUGGACAUUAACGAAGAAGAUAAGGAAGAUGCUUUAAAUAGGCAUAGCGAGAAGCUAGCUAUUGCUUUUGCUCUUCUCAAAACACCCCCCGGAACUCCUAUUAGGAUUGUGAAGAAUUUGCGAGUUUGUCCUGAUUGUCAUUCUGCUACUAAGUUCAUCUCUAAGAUUUAUAAUCGAGAAAUUGUGGUGAGGGACCGGAACAGAUUUCACCAUUUCAAGGACGGAUUGUGCUCCUGUAGUGAUUUCUGGUGACAAACUGAUAAUCAGUUUCAGGAUUAUUGUUCCAUGAUUAUCUUAGCUAGGUAGAAAAUCUCAUGACUCCCAUUGAGGUUUUCAUCAUGCUUUGAACCCCAACUCAUGAUCAUUUCCUGUCAUGGAUUAUGGAACGAAUUUUGGGGUAGGCAGAAGCUUUGACAAUUCUGUGCAACUCUUGUCCUCUAAUUUUGGUCAACCUAACUAAAUAUCCGGACAUGGCAUGCGAGGGAUCAUCUGAAAGUCCUAACAAGUGCAUACAUGUCCCUUUUCAUGGACAAUGAUGGGUAUACUGCAGCUGGCAAGAGUUCAUCAACUCGUAAUCACAUUAUGCUUCCUGUGUGUCUUAUUCUUUGUAAAGGAGAUUGCUGUAGGCUGUUAAAAAAAGUUUCUGGUGCUUUUGGUACAGAUACUCCAAAGGAAUAUUUGUAAUCUUUACCGGCGUGCUUUCUUGGAAAUGUAUUGGGCUUGAUAACGUUCAAUGUAUCUGUAUUUGGAGAGCAAUAAGAGCAAUAAAUCUGAAAUGAUUUUUAGUUUUUA
Messenger RNA from Pistacia vera, 2316 nucleotides. RefSeq names its product pentatricopeptide repeat-containing protein At4g21065-like. Gene Ontology annotation, biological process: RNA modification. The record is from RefSeq and is a predicted model, not a curated record. Gene Ontology annotation, molecular function: RNA binding; protein binding; zinc ion binding. The coding region runs from base 1 to 1776 and encodes 591 amino acids. The transcript has a single exon. NCBI's taxonomy places the organism in Eukaryota, Viridiplantae, Streptophyta, Magnoliopsida, Sapindales, Anacardiaceae.